AACCAGAUUAAUGAUGUCACAGAUGAAAGAGAUUUUCCUCUGAGAAAACCCCCACUGGAGGAACUGCUCCUUGAUGGGUCAGGCACUGUGGAGGCUUUCUCCCAGACAACAGCAGCAGCUUCAGGAAGAGCUGGCCGACCAACUGACUGAGAGCGGAGGAGGCAGACGAGACCAAGGGAGAGAUGGAGGUGGUUCCCAGAGAAGAGCACCACAGUACUGUUACAGCCCUGACAUCUAUCAUCUGCUGAAGACACGCAGAGGUAAAGAGCAGCAUGGGUUUAUAGAUCUGGAGAUGCUUCCACCUGAACUAGGCAUCACCAUCCUCUCCUACCUGAAUGCUACUGAUCUGUGCCUGGCUGGCUGCGUCUGGCAAGACCUGGGACAUGAUGAAUAUCUGUGGCAGGGGCUGUGCAAGUCCACAUGGGGACACUGCUCUAUCUACAAUAAGAGACUACCUGCUGGCUUCUCAUACCGAAGACUCUACCUUCAACUAGACGAGGGCAGCUUGACGUUCAAUGCCAACCCACAGGAGGGCAUCAGCUACUUCAUGUCUAAAGGAAUACUAGUGGAUCAUCCCAAAGAACUGGCCAAGUUCAUUUUCUACACCAGACGGCUCAAUUGGAAGAUGCUGCGGAUUUACCUGGAUGAGAG
Messenger RNA from Poecilia latipinna (sailfin molly), 651 nucleotides. RefSeq names its product F-box only protein 8-like. Lineage: Eukaryota; Metazoa; Chordata; Actinopteri; Cyprinodontiformes; Poeciliidae. Gene Ontology annotation, molecular function: protein binding; guanyl-nucleotide exchange factor activity. The annotation marks the transcript as partial. Gene Ontology annotation, biological process: regulation of ARF protein signal transduction. The record is from RefSeq and is a predicted model, not a curated record. The transcript is spliced from 6 exons.